UGUGGAUCUGAAGGCUCGGCUUGUGUUACACAAAUGAAAGUAAAAGUAAAAACUGCUGAAAAGCACUGUCACAGUCGGACACAACGAGCCACAGCUUUGCUUUAAGCUCUCAGUCUUCACGUCAGAAUCUGUACCUACCAUGCUGCACAGUCUAAACCCCUGCCAGCAGCAGAACGGAGGUUUCUGCUUUGAGAAUAGCCGCAGAAAUGCAGUUUUGGAGUCCACUUUGUUAGAGGAGACAUGCAAAGCUCCCAGUGCCAGAAAGACAGGGACCACUAUUGCUGGGAUGGUGUAUAAGGAUGGAGUGGUUCUGGGGGCAGAUACCAGAGCUACUGAUGAUAUGGUGGUGGCUGACAAAAACUGCAUGAAGAUUCACUACAUUGCUCCAAAGAUCUACUGUUGUGGAGCUGGCGUGGCUGCAGAUGCAGAGAUGGCCACACAGAUCAUGGCAUCCAACGUGGAGCUGCACAUGCUCAACACUGGCCGACCCCCUCUUGUUGCCAUGGUAACCAGACAACUGAAACAAAUGCUGUUCAGGUACCAGGGACACAUGGGUUCAUCAGUGAUUGUUGGAGGAGUUGAUGUGACCGGAGCUCACCUGUACAGUGUCUAUCCACAUGGCUCCUAUGAUAAACUGCCUUUCCUCACAAUGGGCUCUGGAGCUGCUGCUGCUGUUUCAGUAUUUGAGGACAGAUUCAAACCAAACAUGGAGCUGGAGGAGGCAAAGAAGCUUGUAAGGGAUGCCAUUGCUGCAGGAAUUUUCUGUGACCUGGGCUCAGGAAGCAAUGUGGACCUGUGUGUCAUAACUGAAGCUGGAGUGCAAUUUUUACGAGGUUAUGACAAGCCCACAGCAAAGGGUCAAAGAGAGGGACAGUACCGGUAUAAGCCCGGCACCACAGCUGUCCUGACCAAGACUGAAACCCCACUUUCUCUGGAUGUUGUUGAUGAAUCUGUUCACAUGAUGGACACUGCAUAAUACAUCUGACAGAUAAACUUUCUUGAGAAUAAUUGGUGUAAUGAAAUAAACUGAAUCAGAACAAUG
Molecule: messenger RNA, 1042 nt
Organism: Girardinichthys multiradiatus
Lineage: Eukaryota; Metazoa; Chordata; Actinopteri; Cyprinodontiformes; Goodeidae
Gene: psmb10
Product: proteasome 20S subunit beta 10
Exons: 8
Coding region: 140-976 (278 amino acids)
Cellular component (GO): proteasome core complex
Source: RefSeq, a predicted model, not a curated record